AUGAGAAAUGUGGUCGUUUUGUGGCUUGCCACAGCGGCGUUGGUCGGGGCUCAGAUUCCGAGGUGGUCGGUACCUCCACCACAACCUUCGAGGUAUUAUGUUCACGUGGUAAACGGGCUAAGCAACGCCGAUAUGGUUGUGCAUUGCCAGUCCAAGGACGAUGAUUUGGGAUAUCACCAUUUGGUUAACCGUGGAGAUGAUUACCAAUGGAACUUUAAGGAAAACUUUUGGGGAACAACCUUGUUUUGGUGCAAAUUGGAGAAGCCAAAUGCAUAUGUCUCUUUUGAAAGCUUUUGGCCAGAGUCGUUCAAAAACACUUGGCUCCGUGAUAGGUGCGGGACACAAGGAACUUGUAUCUGGACAGCUAAAGAUGAUGGAAUUUAUUUGAGAAACAUGCCGAUUAAUGUUGAUGAGUUUGUUCACAAAUGGCUCCCUACCAGUUAA
Molecule: messenger RNA, 444 nt
Organism: Benincasa hispida (wax gourd)
Lineage: Eukaryota; Viridiplantae; Streptophyta; Magnoliopsida; Cucurbitales; Cucurbitaceae
Product: S-protein homolog 1-like
Source: RefSeq, a predicted model, not a curated record